AUGGAUCCUGUGAAAUCUACAAUAUCUGAUGGAAAACGGAGGGCCUCAACUUCGCCAGAGGCCACAACUACCAAUGGAUCCUGCUCCAAGAAGUCGAAAAUCACCCGCGAAUCCCCGGACCCUCUUCGCCAACCGCAUUUCAAUGCGCAAAAGGCAGAAGAUAAUGGCAUCGUCCUACGGAAAUUCUAUCCCCCGGAGAUGUCGAAUGCGCGAGCAACUGCAUACAACAACGAUGAGCUUCCUCGGCCGAUAGAAGUGCUCCAAUCCGCGCUUUCAGAAACAGAAUCACAGCGACAAGCAAUUGAAGUCAAAGGAGCCGUCGUGCACUGGUUCAAGAGCGAUUUGAGAACGCGAGAUAAUAAGGCUUUGCAUAUGGCGAGUGAGAAAGCGAAGGAAAAGGGCGUCCCGUUGAUUGCGAUGUAUAUCGUUAGCCCUCAAGACUUCGAGGCGCAUUUAACAGCCCCUGCGCGAGUGGACUUUAUUCUGCGGACAUUGGAGGUGUUAAAGGAGGUAUUAGCACAACUGAAUAUACCACUACAUAUAGCGACGGUCGAGAAGCGAAAGGCCAUACCCGGUCGGAUAGUGGAACUGCUCAAGGAGUGGGGAGCAAGCCAUUUAUUUGCAAACAUGGAAUACGAAGUCGAUGAGCUACGAAGGGAGGCGGGACUGGUACGAUCAUGUCUAGAAAAUGACAUUGCAAUGGAUGUUGUGCCCGAUACAUGUGUCGUCGCCGCUGGAGAGAUCGAGAAUUCUACGGGGAAGCAAUAUUCUGUCUUUACCCCUUGGUUCCGGUCCUGGAUUGCGUAUAUCCACGGCAAUGGCCAUGUACUAGAUAUUUUCGAGCCACCCGGCAUGAAUCCUGACAGUGCAAGGGAUAGGUUCGCAGAUCUAUUUGAAAGCAAGAUACCGGACGCACCCGACGGAAAGAAAUUAAGUGAUGAGGAAAAGAAGCGGUUUAGCUCAAUGUGGCCAGCAGGGGAGCAUGAAGCUCAUAGACGGCUUAACAAAUUCUGCGAAGAGCGUAUUGGGUCUUAUAUUGCGCAGAGGGACCUUCCUGGAGUUGCAGCAACCUCCGCUCUCAGUGUCCAUCUCGCCAGCGGCACUCUCAACGCGCGUACGGCAGUCUCCUCGGCGCUCGCCCAUAGUCACACGCCGAGGCUCGACGGUGGAAGCACCGGCAUGCAAACGUGGAUUCGCGAAAUUGGUUGGCGGGACUUCUACAAACAUGUCUUGGCCCACUGGCCAUACAUAUGCAUGAACAAGCCCUGGAAGGCAACGUACAGCAACAUUGAAUGGGAGUACAAUCCCGCCCACUUCGAGGCUUGGUGCGCCGGCCGAACUGGAUAUCCCAUCGUUGACGCAGCUAUGCGUCAGUUGAGGCACUGCGGCUACAUGCACAACCGGUGCCGGAUGAUUGCCGCAUCGUUCCUGGCCAAACAUCUUCUCGUCGACUGGCGAAUGGGCGAGCGCUACUUCAUGGAACACCUUAUCGACGGCGAUUUCGCUUCGAACAAUGGAGGGUGGGGAUACUGUGCCUCAACGGGCGUGGAUCCCCAGCCCUAUUUUCGCAUUUUCAACCCGCUGCUACAGAGUGAGAAGUUUGAUGCCGAUGGUGUGUAUAUUCGGACCUGGGUUAAGGAGUUGGAGGGGAUUGGAGGAAGGGCAGUUCAUGAUCCGUACGGACGUGGUAAGGGGGAGGAGGCUAGAUUAGCGGGAUACUCAGAGAGGAUUGUGCCACAUAAGGAGAGUAGAGAGCGGUGUAUAGAGCGAUACCAGGAGGGCAUAGGCGGAACUCCGAAGUGA
Venustampulla echinocandica is the source of this 1803-nucleotide messenger RNA. Its product is annotated as putative Deoxyribodipyrimidine photo-lyase. Gene Ontology annotation, biological process: entrainment of circadian clock by photoperiod; circadian regulation of gene expression. The transcript has a single exon. The record is from RefSeq and is a predicted model, not a curated record. Gene Ontology annotation, molecular function: FAD binding; DNA binding. Gene Ontology annotation, cellular component: cytoplasm; nucleus. Bases 1 to 1803 code for a protein of 600 amino acids. NCBI's taxonomy places the organism in Eukaryota, Fungi, Ascomycota, Leotiomycetes, Helotiales, Pleuroascaceae.